Messenger RNA from Juglans microcarpa x Juglans regia, 1164 nucleotides. RefSeq names its product F-box protein At5g39250-like. The record is from RefSeq and is a predicted model, not a curated record. Gene Ontology annotation, molecular function: protein binding. The transcript has 2 exons. Lineage: Eukaryota; Viridiplantae; Streptophyta; Magnoliopsida; Fagales; Juglandaceae. Bases 190 to 936 code for a protein of 248 amino acids.
UCUCCUCGAAGAUCUCAAUCUCAUUUCUUUUCCGCUUCGUUCCCGGUUAGACGCUUUGUUGGUCAGCUUCCUCGUCGCGAUCUAAGGGAAUAUAUCUUAAGCUACUGCUUUGAGGUCCUCCAAAAUUUGUGAACGGUUGCAGGGGCAGAUCUUUUUUCCUACUUUUAUCUGUUGUUUUGUGAACUGAAAAUGACAUAUGAAGAAGCUUUGAAGGUUGUAUUUCCCUUAUUGGAGGGUGUAGACCUUGCCUCGUGCAUGGCAGUAUGUAAGCAGUGGAGAGACAAGGCCCAAGAUGAUUACUUAUGGAAAUGCCUAUGUGCUAAGAGAUGGCCUUCAAUCUGCAAGCAGCCUAACCCCCCAACUUUAACGUACUACAAGCUGUAUCAAACGUUUUGUAGACGCCAGCAUCGUCGAACUCUUCUUCCCCCGAAGCUGUCCUUUGAUGAUUUGGAAUUUUUUAUUGACAUUUGGAUUGAAGAUAGGUUGAUAUUUUCGGAAGUAGUCCCAGGCCCUGUAUUAGAUUCUGGGAUCAAGACCCUUCCACCAGGAAUUUGUAACAUGCUCAGAUUUCACCUGGAAGGCCCCGAGUACAAGAUGAAACUUCCUGUUGAGCCAAGACUCACGGUUCCUCUAAGCCAGACUGUCAGUGUUUCGGUGCUUGUGGUGCGCAAGGAUACCAAGAGGGUUGCUUGCAUCAUUAAUAAGUCCAUCUUUGACUACAUAGAUCGGACAGCCUAUAGGGCCUUGGCAUUUGACUAUUUAGACUUCUCUCCUGUCCACCCCUUCAUUUCAGGUAUCCGGGCAUGGAUGUCUUUGCUUUUCAUGGAACAUGGAAAUGAAGUUAUUGAUGUUUUUGGGAUUGAAAUGGAUUUCUGUGAUGCUGCGACUUCCAAGGAAGAGGUUCUAUGGUUAUUAGACAUGCUUGAUUGGAAGUGAAUGAGUUGGACUGUCUGGCCAAGCAAAAGAAGAGCCAAACUGAGUUGGAUGGAAUAUAUAUGUACGUAUGCAUCUUUAUGGGUCCUUUACCAUGUGGAGAGCCCAAGGAUGAUAGUGCAGGCUCUCAACCUCCAGCAAAUACUUGGCUUGAGUGGUACUAUUUCGUUUGUUCUCUUGCCUGUUCAGUCUGUACAUACUUUUUUUCUAUUUUGGCUUUAAUAAGUAUGA